ACACUAGAUGGAGCGACAGUGUAUUUACCUGAAUGACUCAGGUGUGCUGGGAUUAAUUUGAUAUUAGCCUGCUUUAUCCUUUAUUCUGUGGAUUCAAUAAUUUUUGCUGUCAUGUCGGCUGGUUACGUUUCAGUAACGAAAUCAUCUCAGUUUAAUGAGUUUGAUAAUGAUCAAGUUGAUAAUAUACAGUUUUAUAGACCUAAAGAAGGUGGACCUUUCAGGUUUAAAAACACCUAUAACAACCUCCGUGAGAAGCCAUGGUUUCUUUUCGUAGCUGUUGGCUUAGCCAUUCUGUUUUUAGUCAUCGUUAUUUCAGUUAUUGCUGUAUCCGUCCAUGGAAGUCCACCAGCCCCUAAAGUACCACAGUAUGAUAAAUAUAUGUCAAAGGAAAAUGGACUACAGUUUUAUCCAAUCCCCAUGGAUGAAACCGUGUUGAUUAAAUUCCGACCAAUGAUCUACAAUAGCUAUAGACAUUACUAUAGUUUCUUAAAUGGAUAUUUAUCUGAUUACCAUGUAAUGCACCAAAUUAAUAACUCUGUGUAUACUAGAUGUAGCAAAGAUUAUGCACCGGGGGAUAAAGUGUGUCGAUUUACCCUUGCUGAUCUGGGUGAUCAGUGUACGACUCAUAAAGAAUAUGGCUACCAUGCAGGCAAUCCCUGUAUACUUUUUGUCCUGAAAAUGCCAGCUCAUGUGAAACCUGAACCAUUUACAAAAGAUGAAGUAAAGUUUACUCUGGGUGAUAGAUGGUCACCAGAUCAUAUUGGUAUAUCUUGUGAAGGAACAACAGAUACAGACAGAGACUUGAUUGGCAGUAAAUACAUUGGGGAUAUUGACCCUAUUCAAUACUUCCCAAAAGAAGGUUUCCCUACCUACUUCUACCGAAACUUGAAUGGAGCUACAGAUUUCCUCCAUCCAUUAGUUAUGAUUAAGUUCAACACCUUACCUGAUUUUCAUUACAUACAGGUAACCUGUAGAGCCUGGAUUAAAAAUAUAGAUAUUGAUCAAACUGAUGAUUAUUCUACUACAUUUGCUGUAUAUAAGCACUAAAAUUGGUGUCUUAACUAAAACUCUUUAAACGUUUAGGUACCAAAAUUUGCAAAUAAUAUUUAACAAAUUUCUUCUUAUGGUGACAUCAUAAUGUUGUGCAGGAUUUUUACUUCUAAGCUAUUACAUAUCAAAUAUUAGCUAUUGUAAUUUUUCAACUGAGGUAAAAAUUUUAGGAGUGGAUAAUUUGGUACCUAAUGGAUAAAAUACAUAAAAACUCUUCUCCACAAAGUCGAUAAUUAAAAACUUGUUUUAGUCAUUAGAAUGACUGAACACUUUAUACAAACAGUUAAUGAUGCUUCACUCAUUUGGAAUUCUUAUGAAUGUAUUAUUGUGAAUGGGGUAGGCAAGAAUUUCUUCACAAUUUUAUUGCAUAUUUUAGAUUUUGGACAAACGGACAUGUUUUGCACAAACAAUACUAGAAUGAUUGGUGAGUACCAUUCAAGAUGAUUAGGGUAUAAAAUGAUGGCUUCCAUAAUUUCCUUACCAGGUAAUUUAUGCGGGUGUGGGCUAACAAGGUCUAUGUCACAGAUUUGUUCAGAGCUCCUGUCUUAUUUGUCAGUCUUGCCUGUGAAUCAUUUUACAUGCCAUAGAAUUUGAUAUUUCAAAGAAUCUAACCUCAAUGCACAAUAAACCCAGAAUUAAUCACUAUAUCUAUUAAAAAUAUCUCCAUUAAUAAAACAUACAAAUUAUGGAGAGGUCUAUUCUAUAGGGAAAGUGGAAAAAUCAAUCUAGCAUGGAACAUCUCCUCAGAUAUUGUGCUUUAUUCUUUACUUUUAUAAAGAGGUUACUGUGUAGGGCCUAGUACACUGUAGGCCUACUAUGGAUAUGGACAUUCCAGUUAUUGUAGAUAAACAGAUAUCAUAUCUAUUUGUAAUCACUUUUGUAAAUUAAUAAUUUGAAUAUACAUGUAUCUGAUUAAUAACCCCCAGUCAUUUUAUGUUGUACAAUUAGGGACGGAUACUAAAAAUAUAGGCAAAGGUGUGUCGAUAAAUGUUGCUACAGGCUAGAGCAAUCGAUAAAGGGAUUUACCUCUCUGACGGUUCGGAAUGUUUUUACCUUUACAAUGCAAUUUUUUAGUCCUGGUCAAUUUAAUUUUAUGUUAAAUUUUUCAACUCCAGUAGUUUAAUGAUCAUUUAGGCAGACUACACUAGAGCCGAUUGCUGUGGAGUAGGAAGGGGGAAUUUUAAUGUUUUGUUUUUUAAGAUGCAUUUACUUUACAAAAUACUGUUUCUUCUUUGAGCGGCAUUUAGCAAUUGGCAUACGUAAUAAAUACAAAAACUUAAUAUGGAACACAAUUACUAUUUUAAUUAAAGUGACGUUUUGUUGAGGGUUCAUCAUUUGCUUGAAAACGUUGAGAGUACCCACAACAAAACGUUGCAUUGAUUAAAAUACCGUUUUUUCGGGCAUACAUAUCAUAAGAGAGCUUCGGGCAUAUUUUCGGGCGUGCAGUGGACAAGAAAAUGACGAGAAAAUACUUUUCGGGCAGUGUGGAUCUCAUAGAAAUAAGUUAGUUAUAUUUUUUCUCUUAAACGUUAAUAGAAAAAAAAGGUUGAAUUUUUCAUUGCCCGAAAAUAAAUUUGGGGGGGGGGGGCAAAUUCCCCCCCCCUGCCCCCCCCGGCUCCUACGCCUAUGAUUGUGUUGCAUAUUAUGUUUUUGUGUUUAUUAUAUUACAGUUUUUCGACUUUGUCUUAUAGUUUUGAUUGUUUAUUUCACCAUCAGCUAAGCUCAAGAUGUGGAGAUGGAGUUUCAUUCUCCUCAACACCUGAAAACAACCCCCUGGAUUUAUAUGUGCAUGAAAUGAAUUUAUUAAUGUGUUUAUCGUUAUUAUGUAAUCAAAUAUUCGAUAAUAUAUGCAACUUUUAAUAAUAUUCUCUAUAUUUAUAUACAAUAUUUUACAUAUGUAUUAAAAAUUAGUAUUUGUGUUAUUUCUUUUUAUGAAUUGAUUAUUUUUCUGUUCUCCGAAAUCACCCUUCAAUUUUAUAAAUAAUUAUAUGGAUAUAAAUCAAACUAAACUGUGCCUUUAUUGGAAUGUUUUCCAUAAUAUUUAACCUUAAAAACACAAAUUUGAAUUCAAUAUUAGUCCAUUUCAAUCAAUUUUCCAAUAAAGUUUCACGUUUUAGUUCCCCAAAGUGGCAAAUUCAACACCAGUGCCACUUGUCACUAGAAAUCAAAUAAAAGGAAUGUGGUAGUAAAAAAAACUUUCUUAUAUGUAUAUAUAAACUAAGUAAUGCAGAUUUUGAUUUAUAUCUGUUUAAAAGGCUGUACUUAAAAUAAAUAUGCAUUAAUCUAUCUUAAUUUUGACAUAAAGUUGUGUGACUUGACAGCGCCUCUGUUCUGGAGAUUGUUUUAAUGCAUAUUUUCCUCAUACAUAAAUUUAUAUUUCUGGUUUAAUGUUAUUUACAUUGUUUAUAAUUAGAAAUUUUCUUAUUUUGUAAAGAUUCAUAUUGAGGAAUUACUUCUUCAUUUUUAAGGACAGCUGACAUAGUUCUACUUCUUUUAAACAAAAAGAUGUUGUGGUUGUAUCUUGUUGUGACUGUGUCUGGUCUGGUUGUAAUAUGUUUCAGACUAGAGGUAUCAAAACUUGCUCGGGUUUUCACACAACUCAUAAGAUGCCUAUGACAAGGCAAUAAUUUGUUCAGUCUGGCCUCAUACAGAGUUAUUACCCUGUCACCAAGCUAAGACCAUUUUCUAUCUUUAAUAAAAAAUCAUUUGUAACUGUAACAUUGAGUUCUUGACAUCCUUAAAUGCAAGAAUCUGACGACUUUGCUGGCGGUGGGCAUGUUUGUUGCCUCCACCAACCUAUAUUGGAUUGUACAUAGAACACCAUAACAUUUGAUUUUAAUCAUUUUUGAUUGUUGAAAAAUAGUUUUGAUUUUAUUACAUAUGGUGUAAUGUGAAUAAUUUGAGAAAUUGCAUUUGUUUCAUUCUAGAAAUAUAUUUUCUUUAAAAAAACUUUUUAAAAGAUAAAUCAUGCAUUUGUACACUGAAAAAUUGUACAUCAAAUUGUUGCUGCCAAUUCAUUCAUUAUAAGAUAAUUUUUUUUUUCCUAUUCCUAUAGAUAUUAUUAAAUUUCCGUUGUGUCUAGAAUACACUUUUAAGAAUUUUAAUUGAUUAGUUUAGUUCCCAGGCUUUGCUAGUGUGUUAUAUAGAUUUGAUUUUGAGUAGAAUGUUUCUUCAUGUUAAAAUAUUACUUCUCUCAACACCCAUAAAACCCAAUGAUCGUUAAUUGUCAAUUUAAUCAUUAAAUAAUGCACCAAAUAUAAAAUAAAAAGCAUCAUUAAAACUCCUGUAAAAAAAAAAUAGUAAUGAAUUUAUUUUAAGAUUUUAAAUAUUUGGUUUCUUAGUGCGAACAAAUGAAUAUAUAGAUUUACUUAUAGUAGAAAUGUUUUGGCUACUCAUGAGUCAUACUAUGCUACUUUAAUUGUCACAAAUAAUAUAUGAUAACUGAAAUAUUAGAUUUUUAUCUCUGGAAUUUAUAUGGAAAGAUUUGAUUAAAAUAUUUGUCUGGUUUCUUAUAUUCAAACUUUGAGAUUCUCAUCUGAAUUGGUAUACAUGUAAAUAUAAAUGGUAUCUUGUUGUAUAUUUGUUACUUCUAUUUUAUUCUGUAUAUUAUUAACACUAUUGUUUACUGUUAUUUAUUUUUGCCAUAUUGCUCUACUUUAAGAAUAGUUUUUAAAAUCUGUGAAGUGAUCAAUUAUUUUAAAUCUGAAUGAAGUUACAUCAUAAACCCCUCCUAGAAAGUUAUUAGCCAACUAACAUUGUUUUGCUUUCAUUGUGCUUUUAUAGAGCUUGGCUUUUUUGAUAAAAUAUUUUUAACAAUAA
Molecule: messenger RNA, 4869 nt
Organism: Patella vulgata (common limpet)
Lineage: Eukaryota; Metazoa; Mollusca; Gastropoda; Patellidae
Product: sodium/potassium-transporting ATPase subunit beta
Exons: 5
Coding region: 112-1047 (311 amino acids)
Biological process (GO): sodium ion export across plasma membrane; intracellular sodium ion homeostasis; potassium ion import across plasma membrane
Cellular component (GO): sodium:potassium-exchanging ATPase complex
Molecular function (GO): ATPase activator activity
Source: RefSeq, a predicted model, not a curated record